Molecule: messenger RNA, 753 nt
Organism: Prunus armeniaca (apricot)
Lineage: Eukaryota; Viridiplantae; Streptophyta; Magnoliopsida; Rosales; Rosaceae
Source: the annotation of a GenBank genome assembly
AUGGAAUCGUAUAGUAAAUGGGAAGAGAUGUUGGAUGGGUGCAUAGAGGAGGAGAAAAAAUCACUGGCGAGGAUGAUUAAAUUGGAGUUGGAGGAGAUGCAAUCCAAUCCCUCCGACGAUUUCAAAUGCCUGGCGCUAAAGUCGAACCCACGGGACUGGCAAUUUGCAAUCAGAGGCCCUAAUGGAACUGAAUUCGCGGGUGGGAUUUAUCAUGGCCAGAUCAAGAUUCCGGCGGAAUACCCAGACAAGCCUCCUAUAAUCACGUUGUUGACGGAAAAUGGUCGCUUCAAAACCCAAACCAAUAUCGAUUAUUUCAGCAUUUCUAUUUUUUGGGAUCCACCCAAUAAACGCAAAAGAGUGCGAGAUGCUUUACUUAGACUUAUUGAGUUAUUGCCCACCUACCCAGAUGGUGCGUUGGGUUCAGUAGAAUACGAUAAGGAAGAAAGGCGUGUCCUGGCUAUCAAAUCUCGUUUAGCAGCCCCAAGAUAUGGCACUGAUGAACGUCAGAAGUUAAUUAAUGAGAUUCAUGAAUAUAUGCUAAGCAAGGUACCCCCUGUUCCUUCAAACGGGGGAGGGGAUAUCCGGUUGAGUUCCCAAAAUGAUCGAGACAGAAAAAGAAAAAGAAUGCAGGAGAUCAAUUUAAUUUUUGGGAAUACAAUUAAUGCUGAUAAUUGCGAGCGGGUAGGAUUUUUCGAUUUUGGGAAGAGGCUCAAAAGCCUAUUGUGGUGGUACACACUCUUUCUCUACUUUUAA